AUGUCCGAUCUUUGUCAGCACGCGUACGCCGGAGAUUCGUUAGAGGGUAGGAGGGUGAAUGCACGAGUUUUCGGUGGCUUUCUGGGCGACAUCGCUCUGCCGAAUAUCAAGUACGAGACCGAAUGGCGACAGCAAAAGCUCAACAAGAGCUACCUGGAGGAGCUCGAGAAGUACCGAGACGAGGUCCUCAAGGAGGGUCUCCAGGUCGAGGAAGAGGGUCUCACGGACAUCCUGCAGUUUAAAAAUGAGCACGACGCUAACGAGGCGCAUCAGGAGAACGAGGAGAUCGUGGCUUCUCAAGAGAAAUCCGAACCAAUUAUGGUGGACCGGAAUCAAUACAGCAUGGACGGCGAGCUCGAGGGUGGAUUCAGUUUUAACGCGAGGAACGAAGAUGCCAGGCCUGGGGUGAGGGACGAAGGCGUUGAAUUCAGGCUAGAGUCAACGACCCCAUCGACGAAGAAAAGGCAUUCGGCUCGAAAACAAGGACGUGAAGCCUCGCAAACGGCGUCGAACGCUACAAAAUCGAUGCAAGCAUUUUUGAGAACGUCUCAAGAGUCGAACGUGUUUCCUACCAGCACCGAGAGCACGAAUCGAAUGAAAAAUCUGAACGCGGAAAACGUCGAGGAAGUAUUCACCAUUCAGCCGGAAAGCAGCACGCGGAACACGUCGAAACGGCGUCAUCGUCGUCAUCAUCGUAGAAGAACGACGAGGAGGAGGCACCGCCGUCGCAAGAUACCCCUGGUCAGGCGAGAUUUCGACGACUCCUCCGACGAAGUGGUGUCGCUGCACGAUCGACAGCUACGCUCGAUCGAGUUCUACGACAUGGAGUACAAACCCAAGUACCUGGCGAACAAACGCGGCACCACGAGGCACAGGUUCUCCGGCAGGACGCGGAGGGCCGCGACAGCGCGCAAGGAACGCGUGUGGGACCACGGGGUGAUCCCGUACGAGAUCGACGGGAAUUUUUCCGGCGCCCACAAGGCCCUGUUCAAGCAGGCCAUGAGGCACUGGGAGAACUUCACUUGCGUUAAAUUCGUGGAAAGGGUCACGGUGGAACAUCCUAAUUAUAUUCUCUUCACGGAGAGGCCUUGUGGAUGUUGCUCGUUCGUCGGGAAAAGAGGGAACGGUCCGCAAGCGAUAAGUAUCGGGAAGAAUUGCGACAAGUUUGGGAUAGUGGUGCACGAGCUGGGCCAUGUGGUUGGCUUCUGGCACGAGCAUACCAGGCCCGACCGCGAUCGUCACGUGCAAAUCAUCCGCGACAAUAUCAUGUCUGGUCAAGAGUACAACUUCAAUAAACUGACAGAGGAGGAAGUGAACUCUCUCGGCUUGCCGUACGACUACGACUCCAUCAUGCAUUACGCGAAGAACACGUUCUCGAGGGGGACGUACCUGGACACGAUACUGCCGAUGGAGAUCCACGGGAAGAAGCGACCAGAGAUCGGUCAGAGACUGAGACUCAGCGAGGGUGACAUCGCUCAGACGAACCUUCUUUACAAAUGCUACAAAUGUGGCAGGACGUUUCAAGAGAACAGCGGAAGUUUCGCGUCGCCCGCUCAUGCGAACGGUUCACCGCCACCGGAAGGCGAACGCUGCGAAUGGAGGAUCACGGCGACCCACGGCGAACGAAUAGUUUUGAACAUCACGUCGCUGGACAUAUUUAAGAGCAAUUUUUGUCGCAGCGACUAUCUGGAGAUUAGAGACGGAUACUGGCACAAAAGCAACGUGCUGGGUCGAUACUGCGGAAGCGGAAAGAUCCACGAGCCGGUAGUCUCGACCGGAAGUAGAAUGCUGGUUACUUACGUGACGUCGAGUCAUCAGGGCGGGCACCGUGGCUUCAUGGCCACCUACGAGGCCGUUUGCGGCGGCGAGAUCGAGCUGGAUGACACAGGCCACUUGGAAUCGCCCAACUAUCCGGAGGGCUAUCAAUCUAGCAAGGAAUGCGUCUGGAAGCUGUCCGUGCCGCAGAACUUCCAAGUAGCGUUGAAGUUUCAAUCGUUCGAGAUCGAGAACCACGACAAUUGCGUGUACGACUACGUGGAGGUGCGGGAUGGUCAUAACGCUGACUCGCCGUUGAUUGGGGUUUACUGCGGUUACAAGAUACCACCGGACAUUAAGUCCACGGGCAACAAACUCCUCGUGAAGUUCGUGAGCGAUGGGUCCGUGCAGAAGGCUGGAUUCUCGGCCACGUUCAUGAAAGAAUUCGACGAGUGCGUUCUGAUCGAGCAUGGCUGCGAACACAAUUGCAUUAAUACCUUGGGUGGAUUCGAAUGUUCCUGCAAACCUGGCUACGAAUUGCACUCCGAUGGGAAACACUGCGAAGAUGCCUGCGGCGGAGUGUUCGAGGACAGCAACGGAACCAUCACGAGUCCCUCGUUUCCGGUAACUUAUCCAGGAAACAAGGAUUGCGUCUGGGAAAUCAUAGCUCCGCCUCAGUAUCGCAUCACGCUGAAUUUCACGCAUUUCGAUCUGGAAGGAAACAAUGCUCGUCAACAGGAAUGCGAGUACGACUCUGUGGAAGUGAGCAGCAAACUUGGUGACGAUAUCCUGAGGAAACACGGCAUUUUCUGUGGCACCAGGCUACCGUCGUUGAUCACCUCCGAAGGCAACUCUCUGAGAGUGACUUUCACGUCUGACAACAGCAUUCAGAAAACUGGUUUCGCCGCCGUUUUCUUCACGGACAUGGACGAAUGUGCCAACAACAACGGAGGCUGUCAACACGAGUGCAGGAACACAAUAGGAUCUUACCAAUGCUCUUGUCACAACGGUUUCACGCUUCACGAAAAUGGACACGACUGCAAAGAGGGCGGCUGCAAGUACGAAAUCGCUGCACCUAUGGGCACUAUAACGUCGCCCAACUAUCCUGACCAUUAUCCCGGGCUCAAGGAUUGCGUCUGGCACUUUGUUACCAAGCCAGGCCAUCGUAUCAAAUUAGUUUUCAAGGUUUUCGAGAUGGAGUCCCAUCAAGAAUGCAAUUACGAUCACAUCGCCAUCUACGACGGUGAUUCUCCCGACAGUCACGUUCUCGGGAAAUUCUGCGGUACCAAAGAGCCGCAUCCGAUCUUGGCAACCGGAAAUCAAAUGUACAUGGUAUUUAAGAGCGACGCUUCCGUCCAGAGGAAAGGUUUCCUUGCUACUCACAGCACUGCUUGCGGCGGCCACCUGACCGCGACGAACGAGGUGAAGCAUUUGUUCUCGCACGCGAAGUACGGGGUCCAUAAUUACGACCACAAAACCGACUGCGACUGGGCGAUCGAGGCACCUCCGGGCAAAAAUGUCCAUCUGACAUUUGUCACGUUCCAACUGGAAUUAGAAAGCGACUGUAAUUACGACUUCGUCGAGGUUUACUCCGGCCUGGACACGUCUGGCCUUCUGUACGGGCGAUACUGCGGAAAUAGCAACACCACCGACUUCAUAUCGAUAAACGAGGCGUUGCUGGUGAGGUUCAGAACCGACGACACGAUAUCGAACAAAGGUUUCAUGGCGUUCUUCGUGGCGGUUGACCGGCAGGACAGCGGGGAGAAUUACGGAGGUUCGGAGGACGAAGACGCGGACGAGGAGAACCUCUGAUCCGUGACAGGCCUCGCCAAUCGACUGGGCUACGGAUUCCACAUCGGCUCGCUGCUACAGAACAGCGAUCAAGGCGAGGACGAGUAAAACAGAGUCUAAUUACUCGCACGCGAAACGUUUCGAACGUUUGAAUAUGGAAUGUACGUAGCCCUAGGCAAACGUGAAUCUUGCUCGAUCGUCGAGGCCGUGAUGCUUGCUCUUGUCUCGAACCGCGGAUUCGAGCAAGGCGAAUCAAUAUCGAACGAUUACGUCGAUCUUUGGACUUGCAGAUUUGUAUUCGACGAUUAACGAAAGGGGAAAACGAAGCAGACGUGUUCCCCGAGUUAGUCCGAGUGUCUCGCGUCAAGGAUAAUUUAUUCCGUCAGCGAUGGCGUUAGUUCACGGCUUAACCAUUUGGAUUAGCUUGUACGACCCUGAAAUUCGGCCUAGAGUCAGGCCAAUCGUGCCAUUGUAUGUUUAGGUAGAUCGCAUUAUACUGUUAACUAAUAUGAAUUUCACACCCAGUGAGAAACGGCAGGUUUCGGAACAAAGGCGUACAACACACACGGUGUUGCCAAAGUGAUUUUCUAAUAUUUAAUCGAACAGUAUCUCAUCGGUGUACGGAAUUAUUCUAAGUAAUCGAUACCAAUACGAUAAGAAGGCAUAAGAAAAACGAAGAAAUAGUCGACGAUGGACGAAAA
Eufriesea mexicana is the source of this 4247-nucleotide messenger RNA. It is a transcript of the gene tok, whose product is annotated as tolloid-like protein 1 tolkin. NCBI's taxonomy places the organism in Eukaryota, Metazoa, Arthropoda, Insecta, Hymenoptera, Apidae. The record is from RefSeq and is a predicted model, not a curated record. The transcript has 15 exons. The coding region runs from base 1 to 3567 and encodes 1188 amino acids. Gene Ontology annotation, biological process: proteolysis. Gene Ontology annotation, molecular function: zinc ion binding; calcium ion binding; metalloendopeptidase activity.